Molecule: messenger RNA, 468 nt
Organism: Monoraphidium neglectum
Lineage: Eukaryota; Viridiplantae; Chlorophyta; Chlorophyceae; Sphaeropleales; Selenastraceae
Exons: 4
Coding region: 1-468 (155 amino acids)
Source: RefSeq, a predicted model, not a curated record
AUGUGCCUACUUGGCACUGCCCAGGCUGCGACGUACCCCAACUUUGUGGCGGCCCUGGGCCAGCCCAACUUCUCCCGCAUCGCGGGCGUUAUCAAGACCCUGGGCCUCACCAACACCUUCAGCAACCCCGGCCUGAAGCUCACCGUCUUUGUGCCCACCAACGCUGCCUUUGCCGCGGCCGAGGCCAGGACCGGCGUCUCCUUCAACGCGCUGGCGGGGCAGAAGGCCCUCAUGCAGCAGGUGGUCUACUACCACAUCGCCAAGGAGGUUGUGAGGGCGCCCCUGCCCAAGCGCGCCAUCCCCACCUUUGUGGCCGGCAGGUCCCUCACCGGCGACGGCAUGGUUGUGCGCGGCGUCGGCUCCAACUCUGCCAAGAUUGUGGAGGCCAACGUGCAGUGCGGCGCCGGCCUGGCUCACGGCAUUGACGGUGUCCUCACCUUCCUCAACAUCGGCGGCCUCGGCCACUAG